Messenger RNA from Batrachochytrium dendrobatidis JAM81, 1590 nucleotides. RefSeq lists its product as uncharacterized. Bases 1 to 1590 code for a protein of 529 amino acids. The transcript has a single exon. NCBI's taxonomy places the organism in Eukaryota, Fungi, Chytridiomycota, Chytridiomycetes, Rhizophydiales. The record is from RefSeq and is a predicted model, not a curated record.
AUGAUGAAUGGCUGCCAUAAGCGACAGUUUAUAGACAACAUUCGAUGUCUGCCAUGGUUCAUACGAAAGAGUAUCUUCAAGUAUGCUGGACUGCGCACUCAGUAUCUAAUGCAUGAGCUGACCCUUCCCAUCACACAAAUUACUUGGCAGUUGGUCAUGGUGGACUGUCUAGAGUCGAACGACACUGCUACUGCCGUCAGACUGCUAGGGUCUUAUCAAGAUUAUGAGCCACAGUGGGAGCUGCUGUUUACUCAGACUGGAGAAAUGCUGAAUGCAUUCAAGAAGAGUCUGAAGCCAACUAGUCGUUUGAGUAAAGCUUUGGGCUUGCCAGAUUUGAUGAUUCAAGCCAGACCCAGUCUGCAUCUACUGCUUGAAGAGAGUGACAGGAACGAGAAAUUGAUCAAUACAAUCCUGAAUAAGCUUUUAGCUUAUAUUACCCAGCAUACCAUGACAAGCGGACUGCAUAACUACUAUUGUCGGGCAGUUGUAGAAUGUGCCAGUGCGAUAGGUCGGCUAGACAUUAUUCAACACUAUUCAGAUGGUAUUACUGACUACAGUUUCGUUGGCAGGCUGGCAGCGCUGCAUGGACACGAGCCAAUUGUAAAAAGCUUAUUGGCCAUGGGUAGAGACCAUCCAUCUGGCAAUCGCAACCAACGGCUAUCUGGAACAGAUUGCGAGUAUGCUCCACCACUCGAGGCAAGAAGUUUUGUAGAUAUUCGCUGCUAUGAGGAUAUUUUCAAGGCAGCAGUUGAAGGCGGACACGUUGCCAUGGUUGAUGCCAUGAUGAGGGCUCAUCCACCAUUGCUACAGAAAGUGACUGAACGGCUUGUUACAGCAGCAUUGGUGAGGGGCCAUACUCGAAUGGUCAAGCAUCUACUACAGCUACUGUCACCACAACAACCACUCUUGCUACUGACAGAUGCAUUUAGAAACUUUUUGUGCCAGGCAGCUCAGUGUGGACAUAUGGAUCUAGUGCAGUACAGUCUCACUCACAAUCAACGACUAGGCAGACAGGAACAGCAAGUCAUUAUUGAGGCCAUCGAGCUGGCCGCGAUUGCUGGUCAUUUUACCAUUGCCGAGAGUCUUUGUCAAGCUGUCAACUGCUCAACUGUUCCUAUCCUAUUGGGUGCUGCCAAAGGCGGACAUGUCGAUUAUAUCCACCAUAUAUUGGCUACACAUUGCCAUUCUUGGACUUCCAACGACGUGGCGAGAGCAUUAGAGCGAGCUACAUGGAGCAACCACUACCAUGUAGUCAAACUGUUGGUCGAACACUCGCUGUACAGCACCAGUGGACCCACUAUUAGACAAACAACCAUUCAGAACCUCAUCAAGAGCUCUUUCGAUAGACGCAACUUUGGACUCUUUUCAUAUCUGGUGCCAUUGCUCACAGAUUCUUUCCUAUGCACUGUAUUUGGUGCAAAAGCCAUUCAUCUACUACCUGCAGACUUUCUGACCUUUUUCUUUGAACAAAACAGAAAUUGGAAUUGCAUUCUCUUGUCCUGUUUAGAAAGCAAUUAUUCCGACAUGGCAGUAGAAAUUAUAUCCAGAAAACUGGCUGUAUCCACUCCAUUGAUUGGAAGUGCUGCUUGA